This is a messenger RNA of Malassezia vespertilionis, 753 nucleotides long. RefSeq lists its product as uncharacterized. The transcript has a single exon. Lineage: Eukaryota; Fungi; Basidiomycota; Malasseziomycetes; Malasseziales; Malasseziaceae. The record is from RefSeq and is a predicted model, not a curated record. Bases 1 to 753 code for a protein of 250 amino acids.
AUGGCCAACAUUACAGCGAUUUACAACACAUUCAGCAUCUGGGCGCUCGUAUUCUCAAUCCUCUUCCUGGGCAGUCCAUGGGACUUGCGCCAGGCAAUUGCGGUACUCUUAGGUGUUUUCGGUGUCGUUCUUGUUGCAUUUGGCAGCAUGCGAAAAGGCCAGGACACGGUUGGGGCACAGGACGCGGUCAUUUCCUAUGCGUUGUUGGGAAAUGCACUGGCGCUGCUCGGCGCUUUAUCUAUGGCUGCAUACGAGAUUAUGUACAAGAUCAUUGGCUCCACAUCUGAGGAUGAGCACAAAGGGUUUCAGCCUGUCGCAUCUUCAGCAGAGCAUGCCGAUGCGGGCGAUACUCAAGGAAAUGAAACGGAGGCACAGCCGGCGUUGCCGUUUGGGAUGCAUCCCAUCGCCAUGACCACCGGUAUCGGUUUUGUGACGCUAACCGUGUUCUGGAUCCCAUUAAUUAUUGCACAUAUUACGGGAGCCGAAGUCAUCGUCGCGCCGCCGAACUGGGAGACGGCCUGGUGGAUUCUUCUUGGCAUUGUAUGCGGUGUUAUAUUCAAUGGAUGCUUUACGAUUCUUUUGGGAUUGUGGGGCCCCGUCUUGGCGUCAAUGUCUUGUCUUAUGACAACGGUACUGGUGCAGCUGACUGACCUGGCGCUUGGCGUCCCUUCUACCUGGAUCAAUCUGGGUGGGUGUGCCAUCAUCACGGUCAGCUUUGUACUCCUGCUUCCUUGGGGACAACAAGGCGAAUGA